Oncorhynchus nerka (sockeye salmon) is the source of this 14524-nucleotide messenger RNA. Its product is annotated as transmembrane protein 233-like. NCBI's taxonomy places the organism in Eukaryota, Metazoa, Chordata, Actinopteri, Salmoniformes, Salmonidae. The transcript has 3 exons. The record is from RefSeq and is a predicted model, not a curated record. Gene Ontology annotation, cellular component: membrane. Bases 374 to 727 code for a protein of 117 amino acids.
AGGGGUGUCUCGACGCCCCCAUUCCACACCAGCCUCCCUUCUUCAGACCCCUCAAUCAGUUCUGGACAGUUCCUGGAAGCUUGCUCAACUCUACUCCUUCACUGGCUAUUCCAUCCUUCAUUUUUCCAAGUCAGAUCUUCGCCCCUUUUUUUCCUCUUCUGAGUGGGGUUGUUCCUGUGCUGUGUACCAUUCCUACAAUUGGCUGAAUUUCUGCCAUUUGGCCAUUAUUUUUCCUUUUGUUUUCUUUUGGCCUGAGAUUUCUUCAUCUCCUUUUGUUUUAACUUUCCCUUUUUCUCCAUUGGUUGUUUUGUGGCUCGUCUCUCUUUUCAUCUCGUUGGCUGUGUUUUCGCUCUUGUCGUCUGUUACCCACACCAUGGCCCGUCCUCUGGCUCUGGAGCCGAUAAGAGGGCAUUUGGGUGUUAAGAGUUCCCUAAAUGGGAGUGCAGACUUUGACAGACUUAGUUUUAUGGGGGAACAGCAUCCUCCACCUCCCCUCCACAGUUACCUGUGGCUAACAAUCCUCACCUGCUUCUGCCCUGCGUACCCAGUCAACAUUGUAGCUCUGGUCUUUUCAGUACUGUCCAGGAAAAGUUAUGAGUUGCAAGACUAUGACGGCUCGCGACGACUCGGUCAGAAAGCUCUCCAAGUGGCCAUCGCCUCCAUCAUCAUCGGCCUCCUCAUCAUCGCCAUAUUUAUCAUCGUUCACUUCACCACGUAUAAAUUGUAGAAGAGUUGCGCGGUGUGCCUGGAAAAAGCCAAACAAAUUAAAUGUCGCUCUCAAAGACAUGGACUAUGGACACCUCUCUGAAUGGACUAUGACAAGGGUUCUGGGGCCCCGGAUUUGGCAGUAAUCUCCAUCCUCAAGAAUGGGACUCCACUCCAGGUGUGGUAUCCAUCUUUUCUUGCUGUCACACAUGCUCCACACCCAGCCUUUCUACUCUUUCAUCUGGGAGAAGAACUUAAGAAGCAAGACUCUGCUUUUGAAAGACUGUAUGGAACACUGACCUCUGGAUCACAUGAUUACCCGCAGCACAAACCUUGGGCACGCAUGCACGCACACAGACACACACACAGUUUUGUAUUGCUAUCUUUGUGGGGACCAAAGAAUUGAUUCCCAUCCAAAAUCCUAUUUUCCCUCACUUCUAAAUAUAAUUCUAACCUCAACCUUAAGCCUAACCUUAACCCCAAACCCUAAAACUAUACCUAACCCUAACACUAACCCUAAUUGCAACCCUAACGCUAAACCUAAACCCUAAGCCUACAAUAGCGUUUUUCCUCGUGGGGACCAGCAAAAUGUCCCCACUUGUCUGAAUUUUCCUUGUUUUACUAUCCUUGUGAGGACUUCUGGUAAAUAAACACACAUACACACACAUUAUAAGAGGAAGAAACACCUGCCCAUUCCUGUGUGCAUUUAUUGAUAAUGUGGGCUGUUGGACGAGUGAACAAUUACUUUUUGCAGCGGUAACUGUGUGGUCACUGUAGCACUUACAUGCUGACAAUUACUGUAUUUAUGGUGCUUUCAAGACAACCGGGAACUCUGGAAAAAUUAGGUCAAAUCAUGAUAUCAGGGAUUUUCAGGUCGGAUAGUCAGAGUUCUAGAAGGAUCCCAGAGUUUCCGAAUUGGAAUUCCGAGUUGGAUGACCAGUCAAAACUAUUUUCCCAGUCGGAGCUAUUUUUUUCCAGCUGUCUUGAAUGCACUGAACUGAAGUUGGAAGUAGGAGAUUUCCAAGUACCCAGUUGUUCUGAACGUGGCAUUAUUGUGCCACUUGGGAUGUUUGAUGUGUCAAUCACGUAACUGUCGAGUGUUUACUGUCAUAAAUGUCUUUCACUUAUUUACUUGAUAUUACAUCUGCCAAAUAUGUACAGUGCAUUCUGAAAGUAUUCAGACCCCUUCCCUUUAUCCACAUUUUGUUAUGUUAAAGCCUUAUUAUAAAAUGUCCUCCUCAAUCUACACACAAUACCCCACUAUGACAAUACGAAAACAGGUUUUAUUUUUGCAAAUGUAUUACAAACAAAAAUCAGACCUUAUUUACAUAAGAAUUCAGACCCUUUGCUAAGAGAUUCAAAAUUGAGCUCAGGUGGAUCCUGUUUCCAUUUAUCAUCCUUGAGAUGUUUUACAACUUGAUUGGAGUCCACCUGUGGUAAAUUCUAUUGAUUGGACAUGAUUUGGAAAGGCACACACCUGUCUAUAAAAGGUCCCAUAGUUAACAGUACAUUUGAGUGCAAAGACCUGUCUAUAUGAGGUCCUACAGUUGACAGUGCAUGUCAGAGCAAAACCAAGCCAUGAUGUUGAAGGAAUUCUCUGUAGAGGUCCGAGAUGUUGAGUUACACAUUUAUGGAAGGGUUCUAAAAGACGUCUGCAGCAUUGAAGGUCCCCAAGAACACAGUGGCCUCCAUCAUUCUUAAAUGGAAGAAGUUUGUUACCACCAGGACUCUUUCUAGAGCUGGCUACCUGGCCAAACUGAGCAAUCUGGGGAGAAGCACGUUGGUCAGGGAGGUGACCAAGAAUCUGAUGGUUACGCUGACAAACCUGAGUUCCUUUGCGGAGAUGGGAGAACCUUCCAGAAGGACAACCAUCUCUGCAGCACUUCACCAAUCAGGCCUUUAUGGUAGAGUGGCCAGACGGAAGCCACUCCUUAGUAAAAGGCACGUGACAGCCUGCUUGGAGUUUGCCAAAAGGCACCUAAAUGACUCUGACCAUGAGAAACAAGAUUCUCUGGUCUGAUGGAACCAAGAUUGAAAUAUUUAGCCUGAAUGCCAACCGUUACAUCUGGAGGAAACCUGGCACCAUCUCUAUGGUAAUACAUAGUGGUGGCAGCAUCAUGCUGUGGGGGUGUUUUUCAGCGGCAGGGAGAGGGAAACUAAUCAGGAUCGAAAGAUGAACGGAGCAAAGUACAAAGAGAUCCUUGAUGAAAACCUGCUUCAGAGCGCUCAGGACCUCAGACUGGGAGCAGACGGUUCACCUUCCAACAGGACAAGGAUCCUAAGCACACAGCCAAGACAACGCAGGAGUGGCUUUGGGACAAGUCUCUGAAUAUCCUUAAGUGGCCCAGCCAGAGCCCAGACUUGAACCCGAUCAAACAUCUCUGGAGAGACCUGAAAAAUAGCUGUGCAGCGACCUUACCCAUCCAACCCGGCAGAGCUGGAGGGAAUCUACAGAGAAGAAUGGGAGAAACUCCCCAAAUACAGGUGUGCCAAGCUUGUAGCGUCAUAUCCAAGAAGACUUGAGGCUGUAAUCGCUGACAAAAGUGCUUUAACAGAGUACUGAGUAAAUAAUACUCAUGUAAAUGUGAUGUCAGUUGUUUAUUUUUUACAAAUUUAAAAGCAAAAACCUGUUUUUGCUUUGUCAUUAUGGAGUAUUGUGUGUAGAUUGAUGGGGAAAAAACGAUUGAAUAAAUUUUAGACUAAGUCUGUAACGUAAUAAAAUGUGUAAAAAGUCAAGUGGUCUGAAUAUUUUCCCAAUGCACUGUAUGUGUAGGAGUGUUUCUUUCUCAUGUAAAAAAGAAAAAAACUAAACAGAAUGACAAUACAGGAAUAACAACUUUAUACCGACAGAAUGUAACAUAUUAGAAUAGCUACAUAAUAAAGAUGAAUUAGUAACAAAUGUCUUUAAAAAAACUAAGAUUUGGGUUUAUGUUCAUGUUUGCCAUUGACAGGGCAUAUGAAGGGUUUAGGAGUUGUUCUGAGAGUUGUUUAGUUUUGGUCACAGAUAGCUCAGGUUGAACACAGAUGGUCUUAAUUACUGCCCACAACCUGCUCUGGCCCUCAUUCACCCAUCUCCCAUUCCCCCUGGCUCUCCCCUAGUCCCCUGCAAUCUGCCGAGUCGGAAGGAUCCUGUAGUUUGAUAUGUAACAGUAUCGCCCAUCACUGGCUAAAUAUAGGGACAGAUGUCCCCCUGUGUGCUGGUGUUGGGCUGCAUGACACGCUAGCCUGCUGUGUUCUGCCAAGUGUAGCUCACAUGGACAAGAGCUGACUCAGCUACUACCUGUUGAGUCCCACUAUCACACUGGCGCGUUUUGGACUAACCCCUUUUAAACAUUGUGUGUUUGAGCUACAGUCUUCCAGUUGUACCAUUGGAUUUGUCUAUUCUUCUGUAUCCGCUGAUACCAACCAUUAGUAUGUGUGAUUAACAGGGGCUGAGUUAGAGCAGUGAUUGUGAGACAAGCGUAGAAGGGGUCCGAGGCGGGGUCAAGGGGCGGUUCUUCUCAUAAAAAACGUCUGUAUAGUCCGAAUGGUGAACUACAAACUAUUAUGAACCAUCUAUGAAGAGCUGAGACUCUGACGUUUUGCUCUAUGGCGCUCACAAGCUACACACCAGUCCUUAGAAGGUAAGGGGUUCUUCAACAUAGAAGAUCAUAGGAAAUCCCAGGAAAUAAUGUCUAUAGUACUGUAAUAAGCUCACAUAGUUUCUGUAACAAACUCCGAAAUCCACACAGUUGUCACUGACUAGUUGGACAUUCAUUACCCACCGAGUAAACAAUUUCUGUACUUAAGGCAUUCUUAUAAAUUCAUUUUUUUAUUCGGUUUUUGCUUGGCAGGCCUUAUUUGUUUAUUGACAUUUGUCAAUAAAACUCAUGAAUGCAACUGUUUAUGUCAAAUGAUUUUGUAUUCUACUUGUAGGCCUGGUUGUCCUGAAAAGAAAAUGGUAAAAUGCUUCCAUGCGAGGCUACAUUUCAGCUUGCUGUGAGAGGCCUGGUUUCUAUGGAGUUCAGUUGUGGGCAGUUUCAACUGUUCUGCCUUAUUAUUAUUCGACCAUGCUGGUAAUUUAUGAACAUUUGAACAUCUUGGCCAUGUUCUGUUAUAAUCUCCACCCGGCACUGCCAGAAGUGGACUGGCCACCCCACAUAGCCUGGUUCCUCUCUAGGUUUCUUCCUAGGUUUUGGCCUUUCUAGGGAGUUUUUCCUAGCCACCUUGCUUCUACACCUGCAUUGCUUGCUGUUUGGGGUUUUAGGCUGGGUUUCUGUACAGCACUUUGAGAUAUCAGCUGAUGUACGAAGGGCUAUAUAAAUAAAUUUGAUUUGAUUUUGAUUUGGGCCUCCACUAGUAACAGGGGAACAGUAUGUCAAUGGGAUAUCAGCCAAUGGCAUUGCAAUGACAAGUGUCUGCCUUGUAAAGGAUGACAAUGUCUAUAACAGGCUAGUGAAAGUUGUAGUGAAAUUAUUUUCUAUUGGCCAAUGAGUUUUUAAUGCAUGAAAUAAUCACACAAGUCAAAACUGAUGUAGGCUUCUGUUUCCACACAACCAAGUUUCACUGUUGUAACCUGUUCGGUCCACUUGAGAGUUUGUUUCACUGGACACUUCUCAAUAUCAUGCUUCCCACGCAACGCAGCAUUAUAACCUAACGGUGAUGAUGAUGAGGGAAAGAGGAUAGUCCUGAGAACGUGUUAAGACAAGUGGGGCACACAGCCAGUCAGUGGCUUAAGCCUGAGAGCCGUACGGGAGACGGUCAACGAUGGUCUGUGGCUGGUUAGUUUGACAGAACCUUUGGUAAUAAGAUGCGCUGGAAUACUCUGCACAGGCACAUUCCCUGCUUGACCUAAAAUGGCAUGUCAUCGGUGCUUAUCCAUCUCCUACCUUAAGAGACUGUCAGAAGAGUAGUAAAGAUGUGGAUUUUGGGUAGUGGGUCACAUAAAUCCCUGGUAGUCUGUGGAUGUUCAAGAUGCCACUGCUAAGACUUCACACACCAACUAAUCUGGAGGGUAGAUAUAGGAAAGCUGUGGUAGGAUCAUCUUUUCACAAGCUACCAGAAAAGAAAACAUACUGAUAUACAUUAUGGUAGUGUGGUUUCAAAUUAGAGCCUAGUGAGGUCAAGAAUGAUAUGUUUUGCUUUAUGGAAAAUAAAAAAUGUGUUUUUACAAAACUACGGGGUAUCUUUCUGUUCGACAUUUCUUGUCUAUUUUAUCAAACAAAUUGUUAUCCAAGAAGUGUUUUGCUACAAGUUAUAGGUGCUUUUGGAUUACAUAAUGGUGACAACAAAGGUUACAAACAAAAUGUUUGCUUGUACAUACUGUAUGUAUGUAUGUCACGAGAUGGAUUCGUAGAUAAGUGGAUAAUUGGGUGGCGGGGCUGGUGUGAUCAGACGCAUAUCCAGCGAGUUAGCUAAUCGGAAGCUGGGGAUUGGCUGUCAUUUCCAUUCAAGGCUGUGUGUUUUGUGGUGUUCGAGGCUGGGAGUUGAGCGGAGAAUGUCCCUUGAAUGGGGAUCGGCCCCCUAUUCAAGGGAUCAUGUCUUGGACCAUUGCUGUGAUCACACUGGACCAGUGUCUAGUGGUUUCCGUUCCGUCUGUCUUACUCUCGUUUAGCACCGGAGACGGUUCCAUUGGUGAUGACAUCAAGCUGAGUCUCAGACCGGGCGCGUUCCAGGACAGGGAGCUUUACGGAUCUGGAUAUCGCCAUACAGAGACGUUUAUUUUAUUUUGUGGGGAUAUGAUCCUUGUCAGACCCUAGAAAUCUAAAACCUAUCCCGACCCUUUCUGUAUGUUGUCUGUCUUUCCCCCUCUUUAUUUUGUCCCAUAGCAGAUCGUCAGAGUAUAGCAGGGCCAAGGGUAGGUCCCAUUUAUGUGCAGAACCAGAGUCGAGAUUGCAGUGCUUUUCACUAUAUUAUUUGCAGUGCCUUCCAUUAGAAUAACUACAGUGGCUUGCGAAAGUAUUCACCCCCCUUGGCAUUUUUGUUUCCUUUCAACCUGGAAUUAAAUAGAUUUUUGGGGGGGGGUUGUAUUGUUUUUAUUGUUUAGCAAACAAGAAAUAAGACCCCAAAAAAUAGAACUUGAGUGUGCAUAACUAUUCACCUCACCCCCCAAAGUCACUACUUUGUAGAGCCACCUUUUGCAACAAUUACAGCUGCAAGUCUCUUGGGGUGUCUCUAUAAGCUUGGCACAUCUAGCCACUGGGAUUUGGAUGGGUUCCGCUGGUGUACAGCAAUCUUUAAGUCAUACCACAGAUUCUCAAUUGGAUUGAGGUCUGGGCUUUGACUAGGCCAUUCCAAGAUAUUUAAAUGUUUCCCCUUAAACCCCUCGAGUUUUGCUUUAGCAAUAUGCUUAGGGUCAUUGUAUUGCUGGAAGGUGAACCUCUGUCCCAGUCUCAAAUCUCUGGAAGACUAAAACAGGUUUUCCUCAAGAAUUUCCCUGUAUUUAGCACCAUCCAUGAUUCCUUCAAUUCUGACCAGUUUCCCAGCCCCUGCCGAUGAAAACAUCGCCACAGCAUGAUGCUGCCACCACCAUGCUUCACUGUGGGGAUGUUGUUCUCGGGGUGAUGAGAGGUGUUGGGUUUGCGCCAGACAUAGCACUUUCCUUGAUGGCCAAAAAGCUCAAUUUUAGUCUCAUCUGACCAGAGUAUCUUUUUCCAUAUGUUUGGGGAGUCUCCCACAUGCCUUUUGGCGAACACCAAACGUGUUUGCUUAUUUUUCUUUAUGCAGUGGCUUUUUUAUGGCCACUCUUCAAUAAAUCCCAGAUCUGUGGAGUGUACGGCUUAAAGUGGUCCUAUGGACAUAUACUCCAAUCUCUGCUGUGGAGCUUUGCAGCUCCCUCAGGGUUGUCUUUGGUCUCUUUGUUGCCUCUGAUUAAUGCCCUCGUUGCCUGGUCUGUGAGUUUUGGUGGGCGGCCCUCUUUUGGCAGGUUUGUUGUGGUGCCAUAUUUAUUCCAUUUUUUAAUAAUGGAUUUAAUGGUGCUCUGUGGGAUGUUCAAAGUUUCUGAUAUUUUUUUAUAACUCAACCCUGAUCUGUAUUUCUCCACAACUUUGUUCCUGACCUGUUUGGAGAGCUCCUUCGUCUUUAUGGUUCCGCUUGCUCGGUGAUUCCCCUUGCUUAGUGGUGCUGCAGACUCUGGGACCUUUCAUAACAGGUGUAUAUAUACACUGAGAUUAUGUGACAGAUCAUGUGACACCUAAAUAAAGUCCACCUGUGUGAAAUCUAACUAAUUAUGUGACUUCUGAAGGUAAUUGGUUUCACCAGAUCUUAUUUAGGGUCUUAGCAAAGGGGGUGAAUACACAUGCAUUUUUUGAAUUUUUUGAAACAAGUCAUUCUUUUCAUUUCACUUCACCAAUUUGGAGUAUUUUGUGUAUGUCCAUUACAUGAAAUCCAAAUAAAAAUCUAUUUAAAUUACAGGUUGUAAUGCAACAAAAGAGGAAAAACACAAAGGGGGAAGAAUACUUUUACAAGGCACUGUAUCUUGUUGCAGUGCCAUAUCCGAAUAAAUCAGUGUGCAGUAUGUUGCUGUGUCAUUUUUGCAUGCCAGCUAUUUACCUGAGGGAGUCAGAUGGAGGGUAACCUACCUGAGGGGAGGCUCUAUUAUGUCGACACUAUCGCACAGUCUGCUGUGGGAGAUGGGGAAACGGGGUCCGACCCAUGUUAACCCGUGAAUGGAAAAUGAAACGUACCUGUCCUGGUCUCCUGUGUUGGGGUUGUGUGCUGGAGAACAUUAAAUACUGUGUUGGGUGGAGUAAAAAGGGGUUCACACUUAACAGUGACACCUCUUUAAGUGGCGUUGGGUCGGCACGGUUUUUCCAUGCACACUUCUCUUGCACAGGGGACUAAUGAUCAGCGAGGGGAUGGAGCACAGGGGGCAGAAUGCUCUAUUCCUUCAGGGGCAUGCACUCUACCUCAGUAUACUCCUGUAGCAAUGCCUUGGUUCAUGUGUUCACCCUGGGUUCCCAAAUUUGCUGCUGAGAGUAGUGGACAGGUAGUGGCAAGCACAAAUGGAAGCAAUAUUGAGGGUGCAAGGAAUGGCAGAACAGCAGCAGAUUGAUUUCAUCAUGGGAGCUCUAGAUGGCCGUGCAAAGAGAAACCAUGUUUAGUUAAGCCCAGAGGAACUCACCUGCUUCUUUGUGGGCUGCAUUACAGGCCCGAUUUGGCAGCCUCUGACCCUACACCAACUCUCCAGUCCCACUUCUUUGACUGUAACCCGAGGGGAGAUAAGCCUAUGGGAGACUACCUCCUGUGCACAUGGGAGUUGUUUAGCCGAUAGCUCCCAUCAGAUCCGGCCGGAUAUGCCAAGGAUGAAUAAACUCUUAGGGACCAAUUCAGUACAGGUCUAAAGGAGGGCCCUGUGGAACAGGCGCUCCAAAAGUAUGCCUAGCGACAGCAAGGGAUGCCAUUAAGGUUAGUUAGAAGGCUGAGUCUCUGGCCAGAGAGAUGGAGGGAAAGGACUGCCAGGUUUGCCGUACUGUUCCCCAUACAAGUGGCACCCCAGCCGCUGUGAACCACUGCAGACUUUGAGCAAUGGAAGGAGAACAUGUGGUGAGCUAUGGCAGGAGAUGAAGGAGCAACUGAACAGCCUGGCAGAGACCCUAGUGAGAGGUCAUACAGCAGAAGUCUAAUUCAGCUGCGCCGCUUUCUCUAAUGGAAAGAGAACCCCAUUCCAGUGGGACUGACAGGGCAGACCCAUUUGUUUGGGGUGUAGACAGCCUGGCCACAUCAAAUGCUUCUGCUCCACCCAGAGAGAUGAACAGGCCCUUUUAAAAUAGGAAUCCCCUGGUUAGAUGUCGGGCUACAGGCACCAGGCAGGAGGAAAGCCCUGAGAAGUCAGCUGUUGUGGGAAACUGUCCUCAUAUAGAAGUGGAAGUAAUCAAAAUAAAAAAACAUGUACAGUUGAAGUCGGAAGUUUACAUACAUCUUAGCCAAAUCAAUUUACGCUCAGUUUUUCCUGACAUUUAAUCCUAGUAAUUCCCUGUCUUAGGUCAGUUAGGAUCACCACUUUAUUUUAAGAAUGUGAAAUGUCAGAAUAAUAGUAGAGAGAAUGAUUUCUUUCAGCUGUUAUUUCUUUCAUCACAUUCCCAGUGGGUCAGAAGUUCACAUACACUCAAUUAGUAUUUGGUAGCAUUGCCUUUAAAUUGUUUAACUUGGGUCAAACAUUUCAGGUAGCCUUCCACAAGCUCCCACAAUAAGUUGGGUGAAUUUUGGCCCAUUCCUCCUGGCAAGACUGGUGUAACUGAGUCAGGUUUGUAGGCCUCCUUGCUCGCACAUGCUUUUUCAGUUCUGCCCACAUAUUUUCUAUAGGAUGAGGUCAGGGCUUUGUGAUGGCCACUCCAAUACCUUGACUUAAGCCAUUUUGCCACAACUUUGGAAGUAUGCUUGUGGUCAUUGUCCAUUUGGAAGACCCAUUUGCGACCAAGCUUCAACUUCCUGACUGAUGUCUUGAGAUGUUGCUUCAAUAUAUCCACAUAAUUUUAUUUCCUCAUGAUGCCAUCUAUUUUGUGAAGUGCACCAGUCCCUCCUGCAGCAAAGCACCCCCACAAAAUGAUGCUGCCAUCCCCGUGCUUCACGGUUGGGAUGGUGUUCUUCGGCUUGCAAGCCUCCCCCUUUCCUCCAAACAUAACUAUGGUCAUUAUGGCCAAACAAUUCUAUUUUUGUUUCCUCAGACCAGAGGACAUUUCUCCAAAAAGUAUGAUCUUUGUCCCUAUGUGCAGUUGCAAACCGUAGUCUGGCUUUUUUAUGGCAGUUUUGGAGUAGUGGCUUCUUCCUUGCUGAGCGGCCUUUCAGGUUAUGUUGAUAUAGGACACGUUUUACUGUGGAUAUAGAUACUUUUGUACCCAUUUCCUCCAGCAUCUUCACAAGGUCCUUUGCUGUUGUUCUGAGAUUGAUUUUCACUUUUGCAGCAAAGUACGUUCAUCUCAAGGAGACAGAACGCGUCUCCUUCCUGAGUGGUAUGACGUCUGCGUGGUCCUAUGGUGUUUAUACUUGCGUACUAUUGUUUGUACAGAUAAACAUGGUAAGUUUAGGCGUUUGGAAAUUGCUUCCAAGGAUGAACCAGACUUGUGGAGGUCUACAAUUUUUUUUCUGAGGUCUUGGCUGAUUUCUUUGGUUUUCCCAUGAUGUCAAGCAAAGAGGCACUGAGUUUGAAGGUAGGCCCUGAAAUACAUCCACAGGUACACCCCCAAUUAACUCAAAUGAUGUCAAUUAGCCUGUCAGAAGCUUCUAAAGCCAUGACAUCAUUUUCUGGAAUUUUCCAAGCUGUUUAAAGGCACAGUCAACUUAGCGUAUGUAAACCUCUGACCCACUGGAAUUGUGAUAUAGUGAAUUAUAAGUGAAAUAAUCUGUCUGUAAACAACUGUUGAAAAAAUUACUUUUGUCAUGCACAAAGUAGAUGUCCUAUCCGACUUGUCAAAACUAUAGUUUGUUAACAAGAUAUUUGUGGAGUGGUUGAAAAACUAGUCUUAAUGACUCCAACCUAACUGUAUGUAAACUUCCGAUUUCAACUGUAUGUUGGAUACGGUGUCUAAUGUAACAGUGUUUAGUUUUCAGAAGUGGUUUGUUCAUCUCCCUAUGCAAGAUUCUUCAGAUCUCCGCCGGCUCACGUUGAAGGCAGCCAAUUGCCUACACAUCCCCUUUGUCGGCUAUGCGGUCGUGGAUUUUGUAGUUGGAGGAGUGCAAGUUCCAGGGUUGUGAUUGUGAUGACCGUCAUAGGCUAAUGCUGGAAGGAGCUGUUCGAAGGAGUCUCACUGGGUUCAACGCCACUGUGGGUAGCUGCCAGGAAGGAGUGGCAGAAUGCUUUCGCUGUCUGCAGACGAGUCAUGCAGACCGAUGAGCAUGAUGGGGGACCAGGUACUGCAUGCCUGUCCAAGAGAGACCCCAAUGGGAUCCCAGCUAGCAGUGAAAAGUUGCUGUGGGCUGGAGUUGUUGGUGAGACCUCCUCCAAAGACUGCUAAACCCUGGUGGAGGAUACUGAUGAUGGAGUUGUGUGGCAAGAGUGCAAGGAGAAAGGCUACCCUUUUGACUGCUGAAUUGAAACCCUUACCCCCUUGUUACCCUCUUGGAGCCUUCUCAGAUCUGUGGAGAGUGGGACCUGGUGCUACGCACCCAGACACCAGGUGAAGUUGAGGUGGAUGUGCAGACAGUUCAGUUACAUUCUGAUGGCCAACCCCCUGUAAACUUCCAACCGGUAAAGGGAGCCAACACAGCAACAAAGGCUCCAUGCUCUCCUAUCCCAUUGGUCAAGUGUGUUCUCUGCCCAUGAGGAGGAUUUUGCUAAGGCUGAUGCUGUCCUACAUCACAUUCCCACAGGUACUGUCCACCCCCCUUAGCCUAGAGAGACACCAGCCAAUUUCACCAAGCCUGUACGCAGAGCUCAGACUCCAACGGGCAUGGAUGCUAGUCUGGGGUAAUCACAGAAAGCUUGAGUCCCUGAGCUGACUUCUUUCACCACACCCUUGGGGCUGUUUGAGUUCUCUGGCAUGCCCUUUGGACUCUGCAACGCCCCUGCCACCUUCCAGAGCCUCAUGCAGAAAUGUCUAGGAAGCAAGGUAAACAACUUUCUUUUGAUCUACUUCAUGGUAUUAUCUACUCAACUGACUUUUACACCCAUCUAGAUUAGGUGUUCAAGAGGCUUGCCAAGCAUGUCCUGAUAUUACAGCCUACGAAAUGUCAGCUCUGGCAGAGGGAGGUGGUCUACUUGGGGCAUGUGGUGAGUCAAGCAGUGCCCCAAUUCUGGCAUAUGCCGACUUCAGUAAACCAUUUCUCGCCUACACUGACGCUAGAUUGAGGGGCCUUGGGGCAGUGCUGUCCAAGGUGACAAGGAGAGAGUAAUUUCCUAUGCCAGACCGAGCCUGUCUCCUCUGGAGAGGAAUGAUCAGAACUAUAGUUCAGUCAAACCUUGUAUGGGCAGUGACUAAAAUAUCCAGAGACUACCUGUGAGGGGCGAAGUUCACAGUUUACACAGAAAACAACCCCCUGGUCCACCUAAACUGCAAAACAGGGGUCAGUUGCACAGCACUGGGUGGCCCAGCUGUACAGUUUCCAGUUUUCUGGUGAAGUACCACCCCAGUUGCUCUACCAGACUGCUGAUUUUCUCUCCAGAUUAUCCAGCACGGACAGGCAGGUGUGUCUGAUUCAACAGGAGCAUCAAUACCUUCUAUCAUUAGCAGAGAGGGUCAACCGAGCUGAAAGGCCCAAAUGGAGGCAAAGGGGCCUGUAAGCGGUUUAAUCAAACAUUGUUAUCUCUCCUUGGGUCCCUGGGGCAAGAUGAGCAGAUGGGUUGGUCAGAGCAGUUACCUAUACUUCUCCAGGCAUACAAAAACACUGAACAUGGCAGCACCAGUCUUACCCCAUUCUUUGUAAUGAGUGGCAGGCAUGCCGGUCUUCCUGUUGAUGUGACUUCAGGUGUGGAGGCCAAGACACUGCAGAUGGACCUUGAUGGAUGGCUGAGGCACCAUCAUGACCAGCUACAACUGGUCUACAGUCAGGUCGAGGCAUGGACCCGACAUUAGCAGGAGCGAGAACAAACAGCGGUACAACAAGCGGAGAAAGGACCUUCCAUUGAUGGCUGGUGACCGGGUGCUCCUGCAGAACUUCCGAUGACAAGAUCAGGGUAAAAUAGCCCCCCCGAUGACAGCCGCAGUCUUUUGUCAUUCUAGGACACCUUCGGCCUGGACUGGCAGUCUUUUGUGUCCGACCAGAGGGAGGAGACCAAAAGGGGCCAUUCAUCUGAACCAUGUGCAGCCUUGCCCCUAACGACCUUCAGACCGCUCCCAGAUGCAACUCAUGGGUGGUUGCCCUGAUGACGAACUGGAGCUGUGGAGUUGAGUGGCGAUCCGAGAGCAGAGGACCUAGAGAGGCAUUGGUACGGCACAAGUAAGGGACGUGUUCCAUUUUCACCAAUCUUGCUCUCUCUGGGCUGUUUUGCCCUGCCACUGAAACCCACUAUUGUUGGCAUGUUUCCCUGCUGUCUGUCUUCCUCUUGUUUAGCACCGGAGGCGGGUCCAUCGGUGACGUCGCCAAGCAGAGUCUCAGACCAGGCGCGCUCCAGGACAGGGAGCUAUGCCGAUCUGGAUAUCGCCAUACAGAGACGUUUAUUUUAUUUUGUGGGGAUAUGGUUCUUGUUGGGCCCUAGAAAUCGAGAAUCUAUCCCAACCCUUUCUGUAUGUUGUCUUGUCUGUCUUUCACGCUCCUUAUUUUGUCCCAUAGUAGUAGAGUCCUUCAAAGGGCUUGGCAGAGUCGAGCAGGGCCAAGGGUUGGUCCCAUAUUGUAUGCAGCACCAGAGCGACAUUGUAGUGCCUUUCACCAUAUUGUUUGCAGUUCCUUCCAUUAGAAUAACUAUCUUGUUGCAGUGCCAUAUCAGAAUAAUUCAGAUUGUGUCCCUUUUGCAUGCCCGCUAUUUACCUGAGAGAGUCAGACGGAGGAUAACCUACCUGAGUGGAGGCUCUAUUGUGUCCGAUCCAUGUUAACCCAUGAAUUUAAAAUGACUUACCUUGAGCAUACUUACCUGUCCUGGUCUUGUGUGUUGGGGUUGUGUGCUGGAGAAUAUUCAAUUAUCAAGUCUACUCCUGCAACUCCCCUCCGGCGUACAAUGUCGCCAGAGUACUAACCACCGGUCCUGGGAAUCAUCAUUACGCACACCUGGUACUCAUCAUUACACACACAUGUGAAUCAUUAUGAUUCAUACCUGGACUCCAUUACCUUCCUAAUUUCCUCAUAUUUGUAUGUCAGUCUCCCAUUUUCACUCACCAGUUGGUAUUGUUCUUGUUUAUCGGCAUACUGCCUUAUGUUAGUGUCGUGUUCUUAGUUUUGUUGUUUGAUUAAAAUGUUUCACCUGCACCUG